AUGUUUAGUGUAGAAAAUUCACUUAAUAGCGGAACUGGUGGAAGAAGUGGUGGUGACUUGGGCUACAAUGGGUUUCCUGUGUCGUUAAACUAUUUCACUGCAUUACCAGAUCCAACGAUUUUGCAUAAUCCAAAUGUUACGAUUAUAUUCAAAUCUUUGUUGAAGAAAGAUUCAAUCACGAAAGAGAAGUCGCUUAAUGAUUUCAUACAAGUAUUAGAUGAUUAUGAUAAUGAAUCAGUGGUAGUGGAUGACCUAUUGAUAUUAUCAUGGAUACAAUUAUAUGCGAAGUUAGCAAUUGACAACUCAAGAAGUGUAAGGAUUUUAUCGCAUCAAACUCAAUCGAAAUUAUUAGGUAUAGUAGGUGGAAAAGCAUUUAGCAAGUACUUAGUGAGUUCAAUUCCUAUUUGGUUACAGGGACUUUAUGAUAAUGAUAAACUUGUAUCCAGUUCAACAUAUAAGACAUUAUUGCACAGCUUUCAAGAUAACAAAGAGAGAGUGGAUUCCAAAAUUUGGGUUACAUUUUAUGAACCGAUAAUCAACUAUAUUGUAACUGUUGUUAAUUUAGAGAAUCAUAAAAGCUUGUCUGAUCAAAGAUAUACUAAAGAAACGGAUUCGUUUGCUAAAUAUGAACGAGUUCUUAAUGGGAGUGUAAUGAUGUUGAACAAAGUUAUAAAUUUAAUAAAUGAUGGAGAAAUAAAAGUGAAUAAAGGAGAUAAAGAAUUGGAACAAAUUGAAGAAUUACUUAAUCUGGAUAUCUUGUGGGAUUAUUUAGGGACAUCUAUAUCUGCGGAUACUUUGAAUUUGCCUUUAUUUAAAUCAUUAUUGAUUCUUAUCCGAUACAUAUUCGGUAAUGUUCCUAAAGACGGAAGUGAUGAGCCAAAUGUCAUUAUAAAAAAUUUAAAUAAUCCAAAGGCUCUCUAUAAAUUGGUUUCUAGAAAAUUUAUUAAACACGUCAAGCUAAAACCUAGUAAAAAAGGGUCGAAUAAUGACAUAAUUUAUUCGAAUAUUAUAUUGCAAUUUUGGGAUUCCAUGAUAUCUCUCACUGGCUUUUCUCUUUUGUCGCCACAACAAAGAAAGGCUUUGAAGAUUAAAAAGAAUUUUUGGGAAUUGGGAGGGAAUAAGAGUCGUUCUAGAUUACUUGACUAUCUUAAAUUAGGUAGCUGUCUGCUGAAUCCCAUAUACUAUGUAGUGAUAGGACAAUUUUUCCAAACUUUGUCUAAGGUAAGCGAUAUUGAUAAUAGUGUGGAAUUCAUUCAUCUUAACAGUCUUGAUGAUGCUAAAUUGAUUAUAAACGACAUACUUUGCUCGCAGUUGAAAACCCUAACGAGUUUUGAAUAUAAAGAAAGAUGUUUUAGUUGUAUUUUGAGAGUAUAUGAAAUUUUCAAACAAAAUGUAUCUGAAACAGAUUCAAACCAAGUUCUAGGUAUCUUGCGCUUAGUGCUAUAUCAAGUUUUGGACAUUGGUGGCCACAGGGCAGCUCGGAAUGAAACGGUGAAUAAGCUUCAAGGUCUUUUCACCUUUUUUGGAGAUUUCUUGAAUAAGAACUUUUCAGUCGAUUCAAUUGAUUUAUUGUUACGUGGUAUUAAUUCGGAAGUUCUGGUUUUAGUAACUUCUGAAGACCAUCAAGAAUUAUUAUUAGAUAAUUUUGAAUUUAAAUCUCCUACCGUGGAUGUAAUAACUAACUAUUUUAAUCUUCUUAUCUAUUUGGCCAAAUUUAACGACUCCGCAAAUAAUUUGAUAGAUGUGUUAAUUGAGGAUAUAUGUAAAAGUGUCGAAGAGGAAACAAUAAUGUCUGAACCAAAUAUUGCUUUUCAUAUCAUUGUGUUGUUUAUCAAAAGCUACCGUGAUAAACCUGACAGGAUUGGUUCGAAUGUAAAAGGCUUGAUUACAAGUAUUCCCUCCUUCAUAGAACCACAGUUUGUCGAAACUCCAAUUAAAAUGUUGUCAGCAUUCCUUAAUUCUGGCUGUAAUACCAAAGAUGGAAUUGAUUUAAAAGAACUUAUAAGUGAUUACUUUAUUAAAACAUCUGCAACAGAUGAAUCUAAAAUCCCACUAUUAUUGUCAGCUGUCAGUCAACCCAAAGACUUUGAUCAAUUUAACGUAAAAGCAGACUUUCCUGAUAUUUAUCAGUAUUUGCUUGAAUUAUCGAGAAAAGAUAAUCUUUCAGAAAAGGAGGCUGCAAUUGUAUUUGGUUAUACUAACGAUCAAGUAAUCUUCAAAAACUUGAUAAAUGCAUCCAACACUAAUGACGAGCAAGGACUAAAAUUCAUCGAUUACUUCUUAAAGUAUUCUGCGACUGACAAUUUGAAUCAAGAAAAUGAAAAACUUGAUUUCUAUGGUAAUCUUUUUCUUAUUUGCUGGAAGAAUAUUGAUAAGCCCAUCCAUCAGGACUUCCUUACGGCUUUUGCAAAGAAAAUUUCCCCAACGCUAUUCAUUGAAACAGUUUAUCAGUUUACAUCACAAUCGUCGGUUGAAACUGAUUUUUCUUCAGCUGCAAAAUACUUGUUGAAUCUUUCUGAGUCUCCUAAGAAUGUAUUCGAAUUAUUGCCGCUUGAAAAAUACUUCAAAGUAGUUGCAGAUGCUGUCGAAUAUAUAAACAUUGAUUUGUUGGCAAUUGCAAACCCAUUGGAACAAAAUAUAUUCUUAGGCAAGGGAAAUUCAAAGGAUGAUUUUCAUCUCGAUCUGUCUUUGAUUACGAUAGGUAAGUUUUUGGUAGAGUUUUCGAAUUAUUUAGAUUCUACUGAAUCUAAUGAAAUGGCUAUUGAUAUAUUAGUUACAUCUGGAAUAAUUGCGGAAUAUAUUCAUGAUUAUUUCUUUUUGCAAAACGAUGAUAAUCGUCUUAUUGUUUUAGAUGACCAAAUACUGUCGAUUAGAGCUGAUUUGCUCAAAACUUUCAAAAAUAAUAUUAAAAGUAUCAGCUUGUCUAGUUUAGUUCCUAUUAUUAACGACGAUCAAUCUAAAAAUAAUGAUGAUGAUUCAUGUCUUGCUACUUUCAAUCGUUUGAAUAAGGAAAUAAGUAAAGGAAGCGGACUCACUAACUUUCUGAUUUAUUCUGCUAGGUUGAUGAAAAUUUAUUUAGAUAAACUUGUCGAAUUGGAAACCUCUCAAUCUUUUGAAGCGGACAUUGUCAUUAACUUUAAUCGAUUAUUGUCGUCUCCGUUGAAGUUAUCGGUUGUUCUUUUAAGCUUUUCAAAGUUCUUUUUCAAGUCAAAUAAGUUUGACAGGAUCAGAAACUAUCUUGCUGCUGAAAUUUUAGGAGUAAAAUCAGAUACUCAAAUUUUAGAUGACGGAUUAAAAUGGUUGACCUUGGUUAUCAACUUUUUCAAUGCUGACCUUAAUGAGCUAAAAAGAUACGAAGUUAUUCCUUCCCAUAGAUUAGCAUUAAUACUUAAUCAACUUUCAAAAUGGUUGGAAUCAGAUAUUUCUUAUAAUGAGUCGUUUAUAACUGUUAGAUGUCAGAUAACUCGGUUUUUGAACGGUUUACUACAUGGCAAUAACGAGAAUUUACCAGAUAGAUUUUGGGGUCUAGCAAUCCAUUUGUGUUUGGAUAACCUUGGAAUUGCUCAAACUGAACCAAAGCACUUGGAAUUGCAAUACUUUACAUUGAAGUUAUUUAUUUCCUUGAACAAAGUUCAGAAAUAUGAUAACGAUAAUUGGUUUGAAAACAAGGACUCAUUGCAUGAAGAGAUAUUAGAUUUGAUAGCAAAUCAUAGCAACCAUUUGCUGGAUUUGAAUUUUAAUAAUCAACCGGUUUAUUUGUGCCAUGAAUUAUUGAAGAGGAUUUGUAAAGAUUAUGAAUUUUCAAGUGGGCUUCUUAAUGAUAAAUUGGCUGACUUGUAUGCUUUACUUUACAAUUCUAGAUUUAUUGGAUUGCAAAGAAUUGGUGCAUCAUUACUACAUGAAGUAAUUUUAACAAACCAACAAGAUUUCGUUGUUGAAUAUCAAUUACAGAAGAGUAAUUUGGGUAGCUCUGAUAACCUUGAAGAUGGAUCUGAUCAAUUCAAAGCUGAAAUUCCUAGGGGAUUAAUAGAGUCAAUUCAACUGAUUGAUGAUGUGUUUUCAGAUUCUAUUGAAUUUGAAACAUCUUAUAAGGUUUCGAGAGCGUUAUGGAGUUGGUAUUUAAUAUUUGAUCAUUUCAAAGAUAUCACAUAUUCAAUUAGGUCUGAAUAUAUCAGUCAGCUUAAGGCCGGUGGAUAUAUCGAUAAACUCUUAAGCUUGAUCUUCGAGCUGGUAGAUGUUGCCAAUACUAAUGGAAUUUUGAAGAAAUUGCAUACAAGUGAAGACACCAACUCUAAAAUCAAACCAAAUGAUAAUUUAGUACAAUCAUAUAACUUAAGUCAGGGAAUAGUUGGCGAAACAUUUAAAUUUGAAAUGAAGUUCUUGCUCUUACAUUUGUAUUAUUUGUCCUUUCAAUAUUUAGGGUCAUAUGUACAAGCAUGGUUUAAUGGUAUUCGUGAUCGUCAAUUAAAACAAAAGAUAGAAAAGUUUUCUAUAAAAUAUGUUUCACCAUUAAUUGUUCAUAAAAUUCUCGAGGAUGUAUCCAAAUCUAAGGAUAAACUAACUAAUAAGGAUGAAAAUAUGUCCAUUAAAGUCAGUACUGCUGCGAAUGAAAUAAAAUCUGUGUAUUUGAUUGACGAACAAACAAUGGAAAUGGUUAUUAAAAUUCCCGACUCCUAUCCAUUAUCCAAUGUCUCAGUUGAAGGACCCUUGCGGAUAGGAGUUAAAGAAAAUCAAUGGAAGGCUUGGUUAUUAGCAUCACAAAGAAUUAUUUCACUUACAAAUGGUUCUAUUAUUGAGUCUAUUGAAUUGUUCAAUAGAAAUGUUAAUCUACAUUUUUCAGGUUUUGAAGAUUGUGCAAUUUGUUAUUCUAUUUUACAUCAGGACCAUUCCUUGCCUUCCAAAACUUGUCCUACAUGUCUGAAUAAAUUUCAUGCCGCGUGCCUUUAUAAGUGGUUCAAGAGCUCGGGAGCCAGUACUUGUCCCUUAUGUCGUUCGGCUUUUAACUUCAGAACGCCAAAAUCUGUUGGUUUAAAUGCAUAA
Messenger RNA from Debaryomyces tyrocola, 5040 nucleotides. The record is from the annotation of a GenBank genome assembly. NCBI's taxonomy places the organism in Eukaryota, Fungi, Ascomycota, Pichiomycetes, Serinales, Debaryomycetaceae.